Musa acuminata subsp. malaccensis (wild Malaysian banana) is the source of this 1649-nucleotide messenger RNA. RefSeq lists its product as uncharacterized. Lineage: Eukaryota; Viridiplantae; Streptophyta; Magnoliopsida; Zingiberales; Musaceae. The record is from RefSeq and is a predicted model, not a curated record.
UCAUCUCUUUUUACUCGCUCCUCCUACGCGACCGCCAAAGGAAGUCUCUGUUCCUGCUCUUUCUUCCCUUCGACUCAUCAGAGCGAGAGAGAUCAAAUGGCUCUAUUCUCUGCCCAACAACGUCCUGCGCUCGACCACCCCUUCCUAUCCUCGCGAUCCCCGUCCGCUUGCCGUUCUCCGCUCCGGAUCUCCAUGGCCGCAGAGACCGUGGGAGCGUUUCCGACGGCCAGGACAGUCACCAUCUCCUACUCAGAUAUCAAGGAGAAGAGCAGAGAUCUGUCGAUGAACAUCGAGGAAGGGUUUGGGCCCAAUGGAUUGGGAAUCAUCUCGGUGUCAGAUGUGCCUGGGUUUUCUUUGUUACGUCAGAAUCUCCUACACCUUGCACCCAGUGUUGCAAGGCUUCCUGAUGAUGUGAAAAAAGAGCUUGAAGACCCAGAAAGCAGGUAUAACUUUGGAUGGAGCCAUGGAAAGGAAAAGCUCGAGUCUGGCAAAGUCGAUUUUUUCAAAGGAUCUUUUUAUGCUAAUCCAAUUCUAGACAUUCCUACAACUGAUUUUGCAGCUAUGCAACGGUACCCUUCAUAUUGUCGGCCAAAUAAAUGGCCAGCUACUUCAUUGCCUGAACUUGAAGAAGCCUUUAAAGCUCUUGGAAUGCUGAUGAUGGAGGUUGGGCUGAUGCUAGCAUAUCAUUGUGAUCAAUAUGUAUCCAGAGAGAUGAAAGACCAUGAGAAUGGAAGCCUUGAGCAGAUACUCAAGCAUUCUAGGUGCCAUAAAGGUCGUUUGUUAUAUUACUUCCCUAAGGAACUCAGUCACCAUGGAGAUAAUAAUAACUCCAUAUCAUCAUGGUGUGGAUGGCAUACUGACCAUGGUUCACUCACAGGCCUUACCUGUGGCAUGUUUACCAGAAAUGGUGUCAAGAUAUCUUCUCCUGAUAGUGCUGCUGGCCUUUAUGUUAAAACAAGAAAUGAUCAGAUUGUCAAAGUUGUAUUCGGAGAAGAUGAAAUAGCAUAUCAAAUUGGUGAAACCACUGAAAUACUAGGUGGUGGUUAUCUCUGUGCUACUCCACAUUGUGUACAGGCACCUAACAGUGAAAAGGCUUCUGGAGUGGAGCGUUCAACUUUUGCAUUGUUCAUGCAACCUGAUUGGGAUGAGAAGCUUAUGUUUUCGGGUGCGGUUCCAUAUCACCAAGAGUUGAUCCUGCCUCAUGGAACUCUCACUUUUGGAGAAUUUUCUGAGAGGCUUCUUAACAAGUAUUACCAUGAAGUAUCCUGAGAGAAGUUUUAGAGUACAGUUUCACUUUUCUCACUAAUAUUUGCUGUUAGAAGUUUUUCUUUCCUUCUUUUAAAUGUUAGUAGCCGUCAAUGUAAUGUGUUUUGAUCGUCUUGGACUGUUGAUGAGAUGCAACUUUCAAUAUUAUACAUGCAGACCUAGUAAUAAGGCAAGUACAUGCGUGCUGCAGUUCAGCAUAAAAUUAAAAUGGUCAUAGAAAAUUCCUCAUGUUCAUGCGAACCCCUCCGCAUUCAUCGUUAGCGCAAAGCGGGCUCCAUCUCCCAUCAAAGUAUGAGAGAGUAGGGAGAGAAAUAAAAAACAUGUAAUCUGAUUUUCAAGGGGGUUUUGGUAUCUAUAGAUGGAUCAAGGUAUGUUUUCAAUUA